Messenger RNA from Photinus pyralis (common eastern firefly), 2028 nucleotides. RefSeq names its product dimethyladenosine transferase 2, mitochondrial-like. The record is from RefSeq and is a predicted model, not a curated record. The transcript has 4 exons. NCBI's taxonomy places the organism in Eukaryota, Metazoa, Arthropoda, Insecta, Coleoptera, Lampyridae. Bases 1414 to 1956 code for a protein of 180 amino acids.
UUUUACCCCAAUCCAAUACCAAUGAUGUCAAAGUGCCGACUCCAGCAUAUCCAAGAUGUUGGGUCCAUAAUCCAAGAUGGAUCCAGCCUCCAAGAUGGCGGGUCUAGCAUCCUAGAUGGGUCGAAUGACGGGUACCCUGGGCCCCAGAAUUUUCUCAGGCUCAAGUGUCCCCAUACCUACUAGUCUAAUUGUGAUUCACGGUGUUUUUUGAAAAUCUUGAAGGAAGGAUUAUUUUAUAUUGUAAGUGGUGUUCCUUUGAAUGCUGGAGUCGACGUAAAAACGAGGCCACUGCUAGCUGCGAGUUCCGCGGUGAAUUUGUUUACACCACAUCUCUGGCAAUAUGCCUUAGUUUUCCUGAAGAUGCAAUUCGUCAGUCUCGAGAUAAAGUGUGCAGAAGAGGUUAAGCAAUCUUAAUAAAAGAUUUAAGUUAUUGUCAAGUGAAGUAGUAAAAGUUUGUGGAAAGUUGUUAAAAUCAACAAAAUUAAUUACAUACGCUAACAUUACGGAAAAAUUAAAAAGAAAAUAACUUUUAAAGAGGAAUAUCCCUCAGUUUGUCCGGGUUCAGAAAAAGUUUGUAUGGUCCGAGCAGCCACCGAAAAUUUGUUUAUCUUCCUCAUCAAACCAGAUUUCAGAGGUUGUCAGUGUGCAUGUGAGUUAAGUGCGCCUUUAUCGCAAAUCUUGUACGAUCAGAUUAUUUGGAUUAUUGAAAAUUUUUGUUUUUCAUUAUCGACCGCCUGCGUGUGGGGUAUUAUGUCCAAACAAACUUUCUCUUUCUUUCAGGGAUAUUUUGGAAUAAAUUUUUGUCAUCGUCAAUCAUUUGAUUGUGUGUUUGUUCGAAUCCUUUGUGCGACCCAGAUAGAGUGUUCGUGUGAGAUUCUUCAAUUCUGACCCAAGAUUUAUUUUAGAUAUUAAUAAAAAGUUGUGUAAUAAAUUCUAUGGAAUGUUCGGAAGUUGAGUGAGGCCACCGAGUCUCUCACAUGGAAAAAAUUAAGUCAAUAUUAAUACUUUUCUUGUAGCAGAUGACGGAUAUGUACGUGGAGAGAUCAUAAAAUUCACUUUCAAUUUAUUUGAGCUAGCUGGACAGGUGUUUUUGUGGGUGGUGUAGUUUUAGGGCCGUUGUUAACGAUGUCACAGAGGCUUCAUGGUAAAUAGAAAAUACACUCUUCCCUUUCAAAAAAAAGCAGUCAAAUUUCCAAAAUGUUUUUUUUUUCAAUCUUCUGUUGACAUAAUUUGCUCAUAAAGAUUCCUCUACACCUGUUCACAGAUUACCGUAAUCUGUGAGCUGGCUGUUAAUUUCCCAUGGGGUGUGAUGCACAAAUUUUCUUGUUGAGGGUGAAACGGUCAGAAUAACAAUGAAAACCUUUUGGAUGUUAGUAACAGUUUUAUUUUCAGUGCUUAUCUGCGACUCCCGAAAUGAGCUUGGUGGUUUAUAGGACUACCAGCAUAUUGUUCCAAUUAUUUUUCAACUAUCAAGUUUUACAUAAGUAUUGCAAAAAGUCAUUUCUGCCAUGGCGAAAUGUUCCAGUAAAAUUUGAGCAGCCAGAAGAUGAAAACGUGUUACUAAUGAAAAUUAUUCCGAAAAAACAAUUACCUGUGAGCACUGAGUACCUUCCUCAUCUAUUUUACUUUGUAAUUGAUGGGUUUAAAAGAGGACAUCAGAAAGUAAUACCCACCAUGGAAAAGUGGGUACCUGGAAUCGGAACAACUUUGAUAGUGCCACCUCAGAAAUACAAAACGCAUUUCGCGAAUAGUAUCGAUAUAUUCACGGAAUUUAGAGAAUUACGACCUUCUGAAAUAUUACAACUUUUUUUGAUUAUGUUGGAGCACCCGGAUUUCCAUGCAAGUCCCUUCAUACCGAUGAUGGAGUCACAUUUAGUCAAAGAUGAAACAAUCGAUUCAGAUUUAGUGGAAUCGGAUGACAAACUUUCGGAUAUUAUUUUGGAUGAAAAAAGUUGAAAUCUAGCACUAAAUUAAGUACGUUGGAAAAAGAUCUUGUUAUGUUUGUAAAUAAAUUGUUAGUAUACUUGC